Messenger RNA from Meleagris gallopavo (turkey), 6350 nucleotides. The record is from RefSeq and is a predicted model, not a curated record. Lineage: Eukaryota; Metazoa; Chordata; Aves; Galliformes; Phasianidae.
CGUCCCCCGCCCCGGACAACGUGCCCAGGCGUGAAGUAUGGCAUGCAAAGAUGGUUUCUGCCAAGGAGCCAGCCUUCGCCAUGUCCUCGGGUCUCUCCAUCGCCCUUCUACACUGCCUGUGCCUGGCGACGUGUCUCACCGGGCCGCCGGGACAGAUCAAAAAAGAGGAGAAAUUGUGGCCGGAGAAUUUCACCAGCAUCCUCAACAGUCUCCUGGAUGGCUAUGACAACCGCCUGCGCCCGGGAUUCGGAGGUCCUGUUACGGAAGUCAAAACAGAUAUAUAUGUCACCAGUUUUGGACCUGUUUCUGAUGUAGAAAUGGAGUAUACAAUGGAUGUCUUCUUCCGUCAGACAUGGGUAGACAAAAGAUUAAAAUAUGAUGGCCCUAUUGAAAUUUUAAGACUUAACAACUUGAUGGUCUCGAAGGUGUGGACUCCUGACACUUUCUUCAGGAAUGGGAAAAAGUCUGUUGCACAUAACAUGACCGCCCCAAAUAAACUCUUCAGAAUAAUGAGGAAUGGCACUAUCCUGUAUACAAUGAGGCUUACAAUAAGUGCAGAGUGUCCCAUGAGAUUAGUGGAUUUUCCCAUGGAUGGUCAUGCUUGUCCUCUCAAAUUUGGGAGUUAUGCAUAUCCAAAGAGUGAAAUGAUUUAUACCUGGACAAAAGGACCUGAGAAGUCAGUGGAAGUUCCUGAGGAGUCUUCCAGUUUAGUUCAGUAUGACCUGCUAGGGCAUACGGUGUCCAGUGAAACCAUUAAAUCUAUUACAGGUGAAUAUAUUGUUAUGACAGUUUACUUCCACCUCAGACGGAAAAUGGGUUAUUUUAUGAUUCAGACGUAUAUCCCAUGCAUUAUGACCGUGAUCCUUUCUCAAGUUUCAUUUUGGAUAAAUAAGGAAUCUGUACCAGCUAGAACUGUAUUUGGAAUAACCACAGUGUUGACAAUGACGACACUGAGCAUCAGUGCAAGACAUUCACUGCCAAAAGUAUCAUAUGCUACUGCCAUGGACUGGUUCAUUGCGGUCUGCUUUGCCUUUGUGUUUUCUGCUCUUAUUGAGUUUGCUGCUGUCAACUAUUUUACUAAUAUUCAAAUGGAAAGAGCCAAAAGGAAGACGGUAAAAUCCCUCCUUGAAUUUCCAGUUGCUCCAAUACAAAGAGAAAAAGUACAGAAGAGACACACACGGUACGUUUUCAGUUUACACAAAUAUUUUCCAUUUUUCUUUUUGUAGCCUUUCUCAACAAAAACAAGUCUUUAACUUAUUUCCUCUGAGCCCCAAAAUCUCCCUCUGCCAUUCCAGCAUCUUCCCAUCCCUUGUAGAGGAGACAGUGAAUAAAGUUCUUGACAUUAGUUUCAGCUGGUCUUCUGCAACCCACCAGACUUUUAUCUCCUGCUCAGAACUGUGAAACAGAAGAGUCUGUUUUGCAUUCCCUUGGGGACAGCUACUCUGGAGGCAUGCAGUUCCCUCUAUAGGGCAAUCAGAAAAAAGCGCUCAGCUCGUUCUUCAGAAUCUGGAUCCAGAGUUGUUAUAAGUGUCUGGCAGACAAGUUUCCCUCCUGUGUGAAGUAUAAAUCAGUAUUCUGCAAGACUAAUGCUAUGCCAUAUUUAAUGAAAAAAUCCUGUAAAACUUUAUUUGAUUUUUACCUGCAGUAUUAGAGAUUGGAGGAGGAGGUUAUGUCUGUCCAUACCUGCCAUCUCUUCUGUAUUUUGUUGUGUUUUAGUGAAGGUCAGUUAGAAUGGAUAUCUUUAGGAAACUUUCUUUUCCUUUGUGUGUUGAUUCUGCUUGGACUGAUAAUACAGACAAGAUAUUACAGAUUAUUUAGAGAACAUGUUAUCUUCUAUGAUUAUUUUUUUUUAAUGAAUUAAAAUAUGCUAAAGCAUUGCAAUUAUACUUCAGAGAAUUUCUCCAAUCAGCACUGUUCUCCUUUCAUUACACUUGUUGCCUGUGUAGAAUUUUCUUUCUUAAUCAGUUAUAAUUUCAGGAAGUUUUUAAAGAACAUUGGAUAAAACAUUUGUGUGCACCAUAGAUGUCAUUUUUAUGUUACCUGUAUAUCUGCACAGGAGCUCACCUCAGUUCCUGAAAAGAUUUUGGGGCUCUUAACAGAAUGCUUUUCAGCUUUUAUAGUGCUUGAGGUUGUGAGACUUAUGUGAUAGUUACCUCAGUGUGUGGAACAGCUAACAAGGGUAUGAUCUUGCUUCCAGUUGAGCUUGCCAAUGAUUCUCCUUCCCUCCCUUUUUUGGUUCCCCUUUCCUUGCUAGCUGCUACAUUCCUUCUCCUAUUCUUCAGACACAUAGCUAACAAAGUCAUUCCACACUUGCACUCGCCGUAUGGUAGGCCAGUAACUCUGUUAUGACUGGCUCUCCUGACAACAUCACUCAAGAUGUAUGACACUGACAGCAGCAUCAUAAUUCACUCUUCCUGUCAGACUAGUUUUGUAAUUUCCUUUUACUGAGUCAUGGUUUAAGAACUACUGUUUUAGAUGAGCUCUUGGAAAUUUUGUCUUCUGUGUCUUUCCACAUCUCAUUUGUUUUUUUCCUUAUUCAUUUGCUCUUUUUUGCUUUCCCACUCAAUCGAUUUGAUAUCACACCUCAGUUGGUUUCCACCCACUUCCAUUUUUCUUCUUUGUUCUCCUAUCAUAAAUCAUUAGAGUUUUCAGUCUUCUGGCUAUGUUGUUCUGCUAGCUCCCACUUCAACUUAAAAGAAUAGAUGUGUUCCUGAAGAGUUUAUUGCAUGUCACUCUGUUUGCUGCUAGCAAGAGACAGGAAUAAGAAAAAAUAUGUUUAUGGCAGCAUGUGGUUCUUCUUGUGCAAUAGAGGUAUUAGUGUCAUUAGUUUAUCUGGAUAAUCUUGACUAUACAGCAUUCUGUUUAAUAUAGUAUCGCAGGCACUCUGAGCAGUGUUAAUAAGUAUUUGUUUAGGAGAUAGUCAGGUUUUACUUGAAUCUGUAGAAAAAUAAAUUGCACUAUAACAGAUGAUACUAGAUUUAUUUAUAAAAUCUAAUUAAAUCCAGAGGGAAAAGACAGUAGUCUUCUCAGGUAGUAAUAGCAGAGGUUUAAAAUACUACUUGUGAUUCAUAGUCAGAAUUUCUGUGUAUUGAUCUUGUACUUAGCUUAUCCAAAACAUUUGUGUAAAUGGUUAUUUUAAAACAAACAAAACCCAUCAGCAGCAACAACAACAGUCCACACAGAUUCAUUCAACUUUUAAAGCUAGGCAGCUGGAGGUGUAACAGUUCCACUGCAAAAUUAAUGUGUCUGAGGUAGAUUUGGUAAUCUGCUGACACAUUUGGGGAUUUUGAAAAUACUCAAGGGAGCAAUCUAGCAUUUAGUAGUUUUAUAUAUGAACACUAUGAGUUUGUAUAACAGUGAUAAUAUUAUUUGCACUGUUAUUGUGUUUUCUCUAGUCAUGCCCAUGUUAAAACUUUCUUAGCUUUUCUGUGGGAGAUGUAGGGAAUUAGCCCACAGAUAUGAUAGGCUUAGCUAUCAGGCAGUGCCUUCACUGACUAGGUGAUGAUUUCUGUCCAUGUAUUCUGCUUCAUAGAACGGUCUUUAGAAGCUAAUGUGACUGGCACAUUGCUUUCCAACCUGAUGUGUGAUACAGUCUUUCUACUUAAUAUUUUAGUUCUAGGUCUAAAAGGAUAGUCUUGAAUCUUAUGUCUUAUGAAUCUAAUCUUUCUCCAUGUGUACUGUCUAACCAGUGCUGGAUUUCCAGAGGUUAAAAUCCCUGCUUCACUGCAAAUUUGUGGUACACAAAGAAUGCAGAGUGGUAGCCUAUAGCAUAUCAUCUCUAAGCAUUAUUUCUCAAGGUAAAUGCUACACAUCCAUAGCUAUAUUAUAGAAUUUGAUUUCUUAAGCGAGCUGAUGCUUUUGUUUUGUUUUUUAAAGAGCUUGUACUAUAUUGCCACUACUGUGCUAGAAAUUCUGUUGUUAGCACAAUCACUAGAGAUCAAGGAAAAACUGAUUUACACCGUUGUCUCCUGGGAUUUGAUUGUCUUGGGACCAAGCUUAAUUGCUUUUAGGUUGGAAGAACUAACCUGUCCCAAAGCAUUCUGAACUCCUUUCUUUACUAAAAGCAGAAAUGAUGUUGCAAGCGUGUGAUGGAAAUGAAUGAUUUAUAGUUUGUUAUUGGACUCCUGAGUCUAUUUUUAUGCUUCUGCACUGUUUCCUUUUCCCUGUAUUCCUAUGAAGUUUAUUUUUAAAGACCUACCCAAUUUUGGAGAUGAAAAAUGUUACUGAAAAAUAUUCUUCAAAAAUAGGCCUCUGAACAGUGUUAGCAUGAGCUUCAAACUCAGCUGUUUGUUUCAAGAGUGUGAAACUUGAAAAAAACAGGUCAGUCUUGAGCAAACUUAUUGAAUGGAUUAAUUUCUUCAGAGUUGAUUUCAAGGAGAUUAUAAUUCCCAAAUUUCCUGUUUUCUGAAGGCAGUUAAAUGUUAUAAACAUCAUCUUAUGUUGGCCAAGUAGCAAAGGAACUUGAGGGUCAGGUUCUUCACUGUCUUAUAGAUGCACACUCCUGUCCUUACUUGUGGGCAUACUGGUGUGAUGUGUGAGAUUAUAAGCAAUGUUCUCAUUUUUCAUGUUACUUUUGAUCGGAAUGUAUAAUAGCUCCCACUCUCCCAGUAAAUGGAGAAGUGCAGUUAACCCCAUCUCUUCUAUAUGAGGAAGGAGUUAUCUGGGGAGCAGCCACAUCUCAAUUGGGAUACUGAAACAGGCAUAAAUGGCAGGUCAAAAAUUGUAAAUAUUUUUCUUAAUAUUUUACAUGAUAUAUCUUUCUGAAGAGCAUAAAUUGAAGUGUUACAUUAAAAACUCUGGUCUUUUUCCUGACCUGCUUUACCUUUAAUACAUUUGAUUGUGGAAUAAAUUUACAUUGGAAUUAGAGAUAUUUGUCUUCUGCCAUGUGAGCAGAGUAAUUACUGAAAGUACACAAUGUAGUAUUAGGUGUUAGGCUAGAUUUUGAUCCAACUAAAGUGUGAUGUAAACUCCACUGAAUUCCGGAAAAAUAGCUGGGUGGUGAUUAAUUGAACAGAACUGCUGGAACUUGAAGUCGUGGAAUGAGUAUUCAAAGUGGGAAUGAUUUUUUUCUGAUAUGCACAGAAGGGAGAAGUGUAAUUUCAACACUAGGUUUGUAACCAAGCAAGAAGUCCUGCUGGAGUUCUACCUUCUCCAAACCUUCCUUGGAAAUGCGAUAAUUUAUCACUCUUCAAUCUUCUGUAAGUAUUAUAAUGAACUAUCACAAUUGUGGGUAAUGGAAUAUGAGAGGAAUGCUCUGCUGUUAUGUAUCUGAUGCUCAAAGAUGGUGUUUGCUGUAGUUACAGGGAGACCUAAUUUAUAUGGCAUUAGGAUAAGGCUUUUAUUUUGGAAACCAAAGCUUAGCUUGGUAAUGCCAAUCUCUCAAAUGAUUAUUCUAGAGAAUAUUAAGCCCUAUAGUUUUUAAUAAAAAAUAUUGAAGUGUUUGUCAUUGUGCUGUUCUCCUGAAAAAAGGCACUCCUUAUGGCUUCAUCCUUAGAUUGAACAAUUCAAGUUUCUGUUUAAUAAUAAAAGUUACUUUCCUUGUAAGUUUUAGGCUUUCAGUAAGGUCUUCUAUUGAUCUAAUUGCAACUACCUUAUUUCUUUUUUUCUUUUUGUAGUAUAAAUAUUCAAAACAAAAACAAAAAAUGACAACAACAUGUGGUUCCAUUUCUGAUCACCAAGUCACAAUAAACCUAUAUAGUGACAGCAGUAAGAUUUUCAGAUUGUUUGAUAUCACUUAUUAUGCAAAAUCUUGGGGAAUUUAUGGUUUUUCCUCAUGAUGACGAGUAUGAAAUUAUGCUUAUGAACUGAAGCCUCUUCAGAUUUUCUGCUUAAAAUUACUUAAAAGUAUUUAUACUUAAUUUUCUGUUUUGUUUCCCCUCCACAAUGAGUUUUCAAUACUUGUCUGUGCAGUGACACUGAACUGUGUUCACUUUCACAGCUAUGUGUGAGAUUUCUAGCUGACUUCGUUUUUACUCUGGGAAAAUUGGAAUUAGAAGAAAUAAAUGUUGAGAAGCUUUGGAAAGUCUAGGAGGCAAGGACUGUUCAAGGCAUUUUCAGCAGACUACUGAAGCAAAUUCAAGUACAGCUUUAAGGUCACAAAAAAUUGAAAGAAAAUAAUGAAUCUCUUUCAUCCUUAAUCAGCUGUUCUACCUUUCAUAGACAUUAUACAGAGCACCUCCAAAACUGACUAUCGUGCAACAUAUCCUAGUAGAUUUUUUGCCCUGCAACUCUCAGUUCAUUUAUUUUUGUCAUAAAUACAAUCUCUAAGAUUAUUUGUGUGAAUUUGUAUAUUUAUAUAUGUCUCUUAACUACAGAACAGGCGGCUGGAUUUCUUUGGCAUAGGUUUGGCA